Molecule: messenger RNA, 1048 nt
Organism: Dimorphilus gyrociliatus
Lineage: Eukaryota; Metazoa; Annelida; Polychaeta; Dinophilidae
Source: the annotation of a GenBank genome assembly
AUCUCCUCCUUUUAUUGUACAAUCAGUCAGAAUGAAGAUAGUAUUUAGUUUAUUCCUUUUAUUGAGCGUCUCUUUAGCGACUGAAGUUUACCGUCCCGUUCGAAAAGAAUCACAGAGGAAUGUCUUAAAUAUAGAAAUAAAAAAAUUGCAUGAAAAUGUCAGGAUGGCCGAAAAGAGAAUAGAGAACUUAAAGAGUUCUAUUAAAGAUCCAAAAGCUUGCCCUAUAAAGUAUGAGGAAAAGAGUAUGGAGCUUGAUAUGUGCGCUUCGUCGCUUAGCGAUUGUAUUAAUAUGAAGCAGGAUCAAAAAAUGAUUAGAUAUUUUACUGAAAAGAAACAAAAUACAACUAGAGAGGAACUUAAUAAAGCUUUGGAAAAAAUCGAAUCAUUAGAAUCCGCAUUAAAAAUGGAAAAGAAAGACCUAGACAUAUUUUGCUCUGAAGAAAAAGAAAUGCUUAAACAAUUGAAAGAAGAGCUUAAAGCUGCUUCUAAAAAAGUUGAAAAGAAAGAUGUCAAAAGAACUGAUUGUCAACAUGAAUUGGAGCAACAUAAAAUGAUGGUCAACGGAAUGAAACAAUUAGUUGAUUUUCAAUUACCAGAAACAGAAAAAGAAAGAAAUAAAUUGAAAGAAGAAUUAGAGGAGUUAAGAAAGGAGUGCUCCGCUAAACCAUCAAAGCCAUCAAAAGGAUGUUUAGAAGAGAAAGAAAUGAUUAAACAACUAAGACAAGAAUUAAAUUCUAAAGAUGAUAGUGGAAGCUCUGAUGAUUUGGAAAUGUGUCGUGGAGAAUUGGAACAGGUGAAAAUGAUGAACUCUGGAAUGGAUCAACUUAUUAAGUAUCAACUUCCUGAAACUGAGAAGGAAAGAGAUCAAUUAAAACAAGAAAUAGAAAAAAUGAUUGAAGAGGAAAAGAAUCGUAGUAAAACUUGGCUCUUCUUCGUUUUUACAACUAUGAUCUUGACUACUUAUAACGUAUACCAAUGGAUAGCAUCCGUUGUAGAAAAGAAUCAAAAGACUAGUCCAAGAUCUAUGGCUGGUAAAAAGAAGCAAUAA